AUGGCGGGCUGGCGGCGGGAGCUCUUGCGCACCGCCCGGCGCUACCCUUGGCCCACGAACGUGCUGCUCUACGCCGCGCUCUUCUCAGCCGGCGACGCGCUGCAGCAGCGGCUGCGGGGCGGCCCUGCCGACUGGCGGCAGACGCGGCACGUGGCCACCGUGGCCGUGGCCUUCCACGCAAACUUCAACUACGUGUGGCUGCGCCUGCUGGAGCGCGCGCUGCCGGGGCGCGCGCCGCGCGCCGUCCUGGCCAAGGUGCUGUGCGACCAGGCGUUCGGCGGGCCGGUGUACGUCUCUGCCUUCUACUUCGGUAUGAGUAUUCUCCAGGAAAAGGAUGACAUAUUUUUGGACCUGAGACAGAAAUUCUGGAAUACAUAUAAGAGUGGUCUGAUGUACUGGCCUUUUGUACAGCUGACCAACUUCAGCCUUGUUCCUGUUCACUGGAGAACAGCUUACACUGGGCUCUGUGGUUUUCUGUGGGCCACUUUCCUCUGCUUUUCACAACAGGGUGGUGAUGGUACCUUGAAGUCAGCUUUUACUUUCCUUUGUAUAAAGGGAACAACUGAAGUUGAAAGACCCCCAGAGAAAUGACAAGUCAAGAACUCCCUGAAAUUGACUAAUUUUUUCCCCUUAAAUGCAGAGGAUUGCCUGCAGAUGAAGUACCCUGCUUACCAGUUAUGUGCUCCAUUUUGAAGAAUUACUAUUCUGUAGACCCGAUUGUUUUUUAAUUAGGAAUGAUAACUUUCAAUUUUAUUCAAAUCUCCUUUUUUUUCAUUCUAAUCCAAAAGUAUUAUUGAUACUUCUCUAGUAUUUUCACUUCCCUAAUACUGUGGUUAAUAUCAAUAACAGUGGCAAAAUGGCAAUUUAUAAUCGUUACUAUUUCUGGUCUAAUAUUUUAUUGCCAGUUGAUUUAAGGAACUUCCAUUUUGAUUGUAUACAUUUCUCUUCUAAAAUCUCAGGUUAUCUCUUAAACACUUUUGGAUCAGAUUACCUUUUAUACCAAAAAUAGUCCUUAUAGUUAAUUUCUGUUUACACAGAAUUCAAUCAGGAAGAUUGAAUAACCAGAUUUUCCCCUAAAAUGCUGUAUAAUAAUUUAUUGUUAUGCUAAUAUUAAAGUUCUGCAAGUACGUUUUAUGUAAAAAAAUAUGUGCGCAGUGUAUGAUUAGUGUUCUGUAUAGAGUGUAUUUUACUGAUGUCUUCUACUUUUAUAGUUUUUAAUUAUUUUUUAGUUAAUGUUUUUUAGUUUUCAGCAUAGUCACUUGGCUAAAUAUCCCAUUUCCUAGAUAUAUGAAAUAUAUAAAAUAUUUGGCUUUUAAAAAAAAUAUAUUGAGUGAAGUUUCUAAAAAAAAUUAAUAAGUUUUCUUCUGGAAGGAAGAACUGUAUUCCAUAAAGUUCCAGGGAAAAUAGUUACCCCAAAUUCACACUGAUGUUAUCUUUUUUAAAAUUAGUGCUUUAACAUAAAUCUUUAUAGGUAAUCUUUAAGGCGUACAUGAGAAACUUGAUCCAGUUUUUCAGAUUUACUGUUUUUCUAACUACAAAACCAGUGGGUUUAACAAUUAUUUGACUAUUUCAAGAAGUUUUAGCAGUU
Molecule: messenger RNA, 1588 nt
Organism: Balaenoptera acutorostrata (minke whale)
Lineage: Eukaryota; Metazoa; Chordata; Mammalia; Artiodactyla; Balaenopteridae
Gene: MPV17L
Product: MPV17 mitochondrial inner membrane protein like
Exons: 4
Coding region: 1-591 (196 amino acids)
Cellular component (GO): cytoplasm; membrane
Source: RefSeq, a predicted model, not a curated record